Messenger RNA from Scomber scombrus (Atlantic mackerel), 9297 nucleotides. It is a transcript of the gene arhgap35a, whose product is annotated as Rho GTPase activating protein 35a. The transcript has 7 exons. Bases 845 to 5554 code for a protein of 1569 amino acids. Gene Ontology annotation, molecular function: GTPase activity; GTP binding. The record is from RefSeq and is a predicted model, not a curated record. Gene Ontology annotation, biological process: signal transduction. Lineage: Eukaryota; Metazoa; Chordata; Actinopteri; Scombriformes; Scombridae.
GGGAGAUGCGGGAUUCAGGAGAAGGUCCGCCAUUAUUGGGAAGCUGAAAAAAAAAUAGACUUAAACACACCGUCACACAUUUAGCCUGCAUGGGGCUUAACAUUAGAAAGGAAAAUACAACGCUUUCGGUCGAGCUGUUUGUACACUGAAAACAUCUCUUUGGUGAAUGAAGGCAGAGCUUUGCGGUGGCGUUUGCUGCGGACUCCUUUUUUUUUUUUUUUUUUUUUUUUUUAAUUUCUUGACACAACAAAGGAAAUAAUAAUUGGUCAAAAACAACGUGGUGGUGAACCAAGAAAGGAAAAACACACCGAAACAGAGCUUUCCCAACGCCUCCCCCUUUUUUUCUCCUCGCAAGACGUUUCCAGUCGUGGUGAGAAGAAGAGAGAAGAGAGUUUGAACAGCAUUUUCUGUUUUCCUGAGGAGAUUUGAGUUGUUUUUUUUGGGUUUGUUUUACCCUUUUCAGACACAGUGAGCGAGAGAGAUAUGGAUCUCGUUUCUGAAAACUUCAGACUGAUAAAAAUCAGCAGUUAACAUGGGAAGCAAUACAGAUAGGCUGUUUGCUUAGAAAUAAAAAAGAAAGAAGCGGAAAAUAGUCAAUGUGAGUGCUCGCAGGGAGUGUUUUCUUUCUUUUUUUUUGUGUCUGUUUUUUUAAAAAGUCUCACCGGCAGAGUCGCAGAGCACCAGAGACAGAAAGGAGUGGACGAGGUUUGGAGAGGGAUGAAUGCUAUGGACCAGACCCCAGUCCAGUGAGCCCCCCUUGCAUGGAAAGCCUCCUUCUUUGGCAGCCUUCUCCUCUCCCUAGAGCUUGUGGCCAGCAUGGCAGGAUGAGCCUCUGCCAGCGAUCAUGAUGGCCAAAAAGCAAGAUGUCCGGGCACCCACCUACAACCUGGUCGUGGUUGGGCUGUCCGGCACGGAGAAGGAGAAGGGUCAGUGUGGUGUGGGAAAGUCCUGCCUGUGUAACCGCUUUGUCCGGCCAAGUGCAGAUGACUUCUACCUAGACCACACCUCUGUUCUCAGCACCAGUGACUUUGGAGGCCGUGUGGUGAACAAUGACCACUUCCUGUUCUGGGGAGAGGCUGGGCGGACGAUGGAGGAGGGGCCCGAGAGCCGUAUGAAUGUGGUGGAGCAGACAGAAUUCAUUGAUGACCAGACGUUCCAGCCACACCGAAGCACGGCACUACAGCCUUACAUCAAGAGGGCAGCUUCCAACAAGUUAGCGUCGGCUGAGAAGCUAAUGUACUUUUGCACAGAUCAGUUGGGGCUGGAGCAGGACUUUGAGCAGAAACAGAUGCCUGAGGGCAAGCUUCUGGUGGAUGGCUUCUUACUCUGUGUGGAUGUUAGCAGGGGUAUGAACCGUAGCUUUGAGGACCAGAUGAAGUUUGUCACCAAUCUGUACAACCAGCUUGCCAAAACGAAGAAACCUGUGGUACUGGUUCUCACCAAAUGUGAUGAAGGAGUUGAGCGCUAUAUUAAAGACUCACACACCUUUGCCCUAGCCAAGAAGAACCUACAGGUGGUUGAAACAUCAGCACGCUCAAAUGUCAAUGUUGACCUAGCCUUUCUUACACUGGUUCAGCUAAUAGAUAAGGGUAGGGGAAAGCCCAAAAUCAUUCCUUACUUUGAGGCACUGAAACAGCAGAGUCAACAGAUUGCCUCAGCCAAAGACCGCUACGAGUGGUUGGUCAACCGAAUUGUGAAGAGCCACAAUGAGACAUGGCCCACUGUCAAUCGCCGCAUGCAGUCGGCCCCUGAGUACAGGGACUAUGUUUUCCUUGAGGGGACUGCUAAAGCCAAGAAGCUCUUCCAGCAACAUGUGCAUAGACUCAAGCAAGAUCAUAUAGAGAAACGUAGAAAGGCUUAUCUAGGUACUCUGCCACAGGCCCUGUCUGUGCUGAUACCAGAGUUGGAUGAGAUAGACCACCUUAGCUGGUCUGGAGUUCAGAAAGUCCUGGAGACAAAGAGAGAUUUCAUCCAGUGGUUUGUAGUGUUAGAUGACACCCCUUGGGAGACCACACCACACAUUGAUAACAUGGAGGAUGAUCGAAUCCCCCAGGACCUCCUGGAGACCCCAGCAGCUGAAAAUAUCUAUGAGACCCACUUGGAGCAGCUAAGGACUGAGCGUAAACGGGCUGAGAUGAGAUGGGAGUUCAAGGAGAAGCUAAGUGUCUCUCCAUUCAUCACACCAGGGAAACCCUGGGAGGAGGCCCGAAGCUUCAUCAUGAAUGAAGACUUCUACCAGUGGCUGGAUGAAUCUGAAUAUCUAGAUAUCUACAACAAACAUCAGAAGGAAAUCAUUGACCGAGCCAAAGAGGACUUUCAGGAACUGCUUCUUGAAUACUCUGAGCUCUUUUAUGAGCUGGAAGUGGAUGCAAAGCCAAGUAAAGAGAAAAUGGGAGCCAUUCAGGAGGUGUUAGGUGAGGAGCAAAGGUUUAAAGCUCUGCAGAAGCUGCAGGCAGAAAGGGAUGCUCUGGUAUUGAAACAUAUCCACUUUGUCUACCACCCUACGAAGGACACCUGUCCCAACAGCCCCCACUGUGUGGACAGUAAGAUAGAGCAGAUACUGGCCUCCAGAUUCCCUACCCGCUACCCGUCAUCAGACAGUUCAAGACUGGAUGGGGGGAGGGCUGAACGGAUAAAUCUUGUCAUUUUGGGGAAAGAUGGGCUCGCAAGAGAGAUGGCAAAUGAGAUAAGGGCCCUGUGCAGCAGUGAUGACCGGUACGUGUUAGAUGGCAAGAUGUAUGAGUUAGCCCUGCGUCCCAUCGAGGGCAACGUACGCCUGCCAGUAAAUUCCUUCCACACGCCAACCUUUACACCUCAUGGUUGCCUGUGUUUGUACAACUCAAAGGAAUCCCUCUCCUAUGUUGUUGAGAGCCUAGAGAAGCUUAGGGAGUCAACCAUAAGUAGAAGGGAAAGGGAAAACAGCUUAGCCCAACUCCCACUGUCCCUCCUUCUGGUCACCAAGAGGGGGGUGGGAUCCAUAGGGGAUAUUGGGGGAGAGACUGCUCAGACUCUUAUCCAACAAGGGCAGCAGGUGGCUGGAAAGCUGCAGUGUGCCUACCUAGACCCUGCUUCACCGGGUAUGGGCUAUGGACGCAAUGUCAAUGAGAAGCAGAUCAACCAGAUGUUGAAGGGCCUCUUAGAAUCAAGGAGAAGCAUAGGGAGCAGCUCCCCUCCCUUACCCCCUCCAUCCUCUACCUUCAGAGACUCUCAGUCACAGCCAAUGCUUGAGGCAGACCUGAGGAUAGUAAUGUGCCUGAUGUGUGGAGACACGUACGACCUAGAUCAGCUUCUUGCUCCCUUCCUGUUUCCUCAGCAUUGUCGUCCAGCUUCAAGCCUCAGCAGUGGCACCUCCGUUCUGCUGGAUCUCAAUAUAGGAGGUCAGAAGCAGAAUAUUGAGUUGUCCUUGCUCUCCUUCCAUUCCACAUUCUCCCUUCGCAAGACCAGGCUGGUUCAUGGCUAUAUGGCAGUUUACUCUGCUCGCCGCAAGGCCUCUAUGGAGACAUUGUGUGCUUUCCUGUGUGAGGUCCAAGACAUCAUCCCUGUCCAGUUGCUAGCAGUAGGGGAGAGCCAGAUGGAGCUGUCAGACUCUGAGUCAUCUAAGGAGCAGAUUAGUCAGGGAGAGGAACUGGCCCAUGAAAUAGAGGCCAGAUUUAACACAGUAAUAUGUGGACAUGGUGGGGUAGUAGGGGGGCUUCAUAAGAUAGAUCUUUUCCAAAACUUUCUCAAAGAGGUUGUAGAGAAGCGUACUAUUGUUGAGGCUACACACAUGUAUGACAAUGCGGCUGAAGCAUGUACCAAUGAGAGCAUCAGCCCUCGCUGUGGCUCUCCCAGUCCAGUUAACAUUCUUAUGGACUCAGAAGAUGAUAUUGACCCAUCACCACCUUAUCCAACCAUGAGAGAGGAUGGUAGUCUCAGCUCCCACCUGGGAAGCAUAAAGCUGACAGAUCUGGAUUCAAGUGAUACCUUCUCUGUCAUUUCUGAACUCAGCACUUUUGAGAGCAAACUGAACAACAAGGUUCCUCCACAAGUGAAGCCCAAGCCUGUCCGUAAGGUCAACCUUGGUCCCUACAUGGACCAGCAGGGUGGCACCAACCGCCGCUCCUUGCCCCAAGCUGUCACCUGGGCUCCAGGUAGCGAUGGUGGCUAUGACCCCUCAGACUAUGCGGAGCCCAUGGAUGCUGUGAGCAAACCUCGACCUACAGAAGAGGAGAAUAUUUACUCGGUCCCUCAUGACAGCACACAGGGCAAGAUCAUCACCAUCCGCAACGCUAACAAAGGUCACUCCAAUGGGAGUGCUGGGGGGAAUGGGUCCGACAGUGAGGCUGAUAGCAGCUCACUGGAGCGCAGGAGAAAGCUGUCAGCCAUUGGGGUAAAGCCGAAGCUUUACAGAGACAGAUCCAAACGUCUCGGCAAGUUCAGCAGUUUUAGGACGAGCUUCUCAAUAGGCAGUGAUGAUGAGAUGGGAGGUCCACCCAAGGUUAUCCAGGAGGAGGGAGGAGCCCAAAAGGACAACUCCAUUGAGGAGAGUGAAGACCCCAAAAGGAGAAACAUCCUCAAGAGCCUGCGCAGAAAUGCAAAGAAACCACGACCCAAACCCAGACAUUCCAUCUCUAAACCCAUUGAAAGCAACUACUUUGGUAUGCCGCUGGUCAACGUGGUCACUCCUGACAGGCCAAUCCCUGUCUUUAUUGAGAAGUGCAUCCGUUUCAUUGAGACGACAGGUAAGAAUGAAGGUUUGAGCACAGAGGGCAUCUACAGGGUCAGCGGGAACAAGGCAGAGAUGGAGAGCAUGCAGCGGCAAUUUGACCAAGAUUACAACCUGGACCUGGUGGAGAAAGACUUCACCAUUAACACAGUAGCAGGAGCUAUGAAGGCCUUCUUCUCUGAGCUACCUGAGCCUCUGGUACCCUACAGCAUGCAGGGAGACCUGGUGGAGGCCUUCAAAAUCAACGAUAGGGAGCAGCGCUUCCAGACGAUGAAGGACAUUCUGCGCCGCUUUCCCAAGGAGAAUUAUGAGGUCUUCAAAUAUGUCAUCAGCCACUUGAACAAGGUGAGUCAGAACAACAAGCUCAACCUGAUGACCAGCGAGAAUCUGUCCAUCUGUUUCUGGCCCACAUUGAUGAGACCAGACUUCACCACGAUGGAUGCCCUAACUGCUACCCGCACCUACCAGACAAUCAUCGAGAGCUUCAUCCACCAGUGCGCAUACUUCUUCUACAAUCAGCCACUGGCUGACGGCCUCCCCGGUUCCCCCACCUCCUCGCUGUCCUCUGGCGGAGGAACUUCAGCCUACUCCUGCAUGGCUGGAGGCUACUCAUCCUCACCGACUCCGUCCCCCACUCCCUAUGUUCUCCCUGCCACCCCCCCUGUCAUUCCGCACUAUGGCCCUCCUAUCCACCACCACCAUCACCACCAUCACCAUCAACACCAACACCAACAUCAACAUCAGUCCCCACCCCACUCCCCACCUCCUACUCCCCAGUCACCAAUCCCUGCCCUGUUGCCGCCCUCCCUGCACCCCCAUCACCCUCCCACGGAACAACACACGCUGUGAAGCAGGGAUCAAGGGAAAGAGAAGGAAAAAAAAAAACAACAAAAAAAAACAAAGAAGACUUAAGUAGUUCAGAAAAAGAGAUUUUGAAGUUUUGGAAGGAACUGAAGCAGAUAAAUUGAAACAAGAACAGGAGGUAGGAAGAGAAGUUGGGAGAUAUUGAGUGAGAUGCAGUAUGUACAGGGAGAAAUCUACAUGUUUGGGAGAAGGGGGGCAUGUCAAAAAACGGACACACACAAGGCAGAAAAGGGGAACAUUGAAGAGCCUUUGAACUGUCAGUAUGAUCUUUCUCCCUCCUCGCCACUUUAUCCCAUUGUCUCACUUAAUCUAGACCUGUCCUCCUUGCCUUAUAGAGAACCUACACACACACACACACACACAAAUGAAGAGUGAAAUGUUGCCAGUAACUGUUAAAGGGACUCAGGGAGGGACUCAGAAGUGAAGUGCAGGGGGAUUUACGCAAACAGACACACACUUGACACAAACACCCAGUGGCCAGUGUGCCUCCAACAACCAUUCUCCUCAAUCCCUCAGCCUCUCUAACUGCUGGGAAUUUUGGUGGGGUGGCACACGUUCUUCACAAACUGACCUACCUAACUGUACCUACCUGGAGACUACGGCUGGAGUAAAGUGGGGCAGAAUCCUGAACACGUGUUUGUUUAUUUCACCACCAUGCCAGAGGAGUUAAGCAAGAAACAGGUGUUACUACUCACCUGACAGGAUGUUCUGUCCUCUGCGACUCACACAUUCCUGUCUAUCAACCCCUCACGCAGCUACACACAUACAUGCAAACAAAAACAGUUUCAGUCGAAGCAGUAUGCCUAGCACAGGAUGAAAAAAAACCCAACCAACUGGAUCUGCUGGGCAGCAGAUUGGGGCAAAGGAUUAUGGGUGCUCUCACACCCUUGGCAUUCUGGGAAGGCACCUCCCAGUCUCCUGUUGGCUCUCCCUCGCUCUCUCAGUAUGAACUUCAACCACAUGCCCUGUCGUUGUAAACACAUGAAGAAACUGCUUAAAAAGUGGACUUUUAAAUCAUGAUUCUACACUCAGAUCCACAGUUUCACUUUCCCAAUGUGUUUUUAAAAAUUCUGUCAUCCUCUUAUACACAGAGAAACCUGGCCUGUCAGUCAGUGAGUGACCUUGUGUGUAAGUGUCUGCGUGGCUGGCUAUCUUGUCUGUGUGCGCAUGUAUCCAUGGCGUUUUGUUUUACCUGCAUUUCCCUGUAUUAGGCAGAUAGUGGAAUAAUUCCAGUGUUGGACUUUCACCUGUCAUGUUGCUUCUUUCACGCUGUGGUGGUUUUACAAGCAACCCAGCACUGCAGUUUUCAUAGUAAGGACCUUGUUCAUCAAGCACUUUUCUGAGCACUUUGAAGGCACAUUUUAAAUUGGAGCUGCCAUGACAUGACAGCCACCGUUCACUUUAUUGUCAGUCCUCCCUACUCUCUCUCUCGCUCUCUUUCUGGGAGCACACCACUGACAUCUAGAGGAAGUAAUGGGCAUGACAGCCAUAACCUCGCUUCAACCACUGCAUGGGCGUAGCACCAUUUUCCUACUGUGGUUUUUGUAGCGUUAGCUUAUAGGUGCAAUUGUCAAGAUUUAUCUUCAUUCUAUGUCUGGUAAAAAUAUCUUGAGAGCUUAUGAACUGUAGAUAAAACAGCAAAACACAGCAAAUAAAACAGUUUUUAAAUUUGGUACAAAUCAAUUGAGAUUUCAUAUAGUACCAGUUAAAAUUUUGGACACAUCUUCUCAUUCUGUUGAAUCAGAGAGUGUGUCCAAACUUUUGAUUGGGACUGUAGAUCCAGGCUAUGUAGCCUCAAAGCAUGUGGCCAGAUUGCAGUUGAAUAGACAUGCAGUGAAUGAAAUAGUUUGCUGUUUUCUACUGUGAGUUUCCACUCCCUUGUAGACACUGAGGCACUCAGCCGUUUUUAAAGGAUUGCACACCACUUCCCAUAUUCGAGUAAAGGAAAUGAAGACUUAGGAUAGAUUGGCACAAUGUAGCAUUACAGGCCAGAAAGUAAGAGCUUGAAGCGAGACCCAAGCGUUGACAGGUGGGAGGCUUUUCAUCGACCAAAAUAAUUGGUAACCACUGCUCCUGGCCUCAGCACGUUGACCUCGUAGGACACAGCGUUAUGCCGCUGGAAGGAAGACUCAAAACCUGCUUUUGGUGAACUGGAAAUAUAAUUCACAAGAGUGUAACCACUACACCAGACUGCCCCCGCUGGCAUUGUUAUGCCACCACAUCCCCUUGUCAUUCCCUGUCCAAGAAAGACAGUUGGGUCUGGGAGAGACAGCAGACAGAACAGACAGGCCAUUCAUCCGACUGCAUGACUGGAAUGGAGCAUCACAAAAUUCCUGGGCCCAGCUUGCUGUUACCGUAGAAACGAGCGAGAUGGGGCUCGAGGAGAAUUGCUGAGCCCUGAUCGAAGCAGCUUUUGAAAUGCGUGUGUGUGAGUGCAUUUCUGUGUUUGUGUGAGCUUGAGAAGGAGAGUGCAUGUGAACUUAUGUGUUUUAAUGUUAAGCAGAUGCUCACCAAGGUCACUUAUUCUGUUUGACACUGAAUUGCAUCUCUGCAUGUCUCCCCAGACUGUCUUCUUCUCUGCCCAAAAGGGAAAAAAACCUUUUAACCAAUCACUGAACUCUUAAAGGAGCUUUUAUCAGUCUACACUACCUAUUUACCUUGUGCGUGGGUGUUUGUGUGUGUGUGUGUGUGUGUGAUGGUAGAUGAGGGGGAAUUAAGUGUGUGUUUGGGUGGAUGGGUUUGAGCUAACAUGCUAGCAUGCUGUGCUUGGCAGAUGGCCAGACACCAGCGUGAUCCAAACAAACGUGAAGAAGAGGAAUGCAGUUUUCCUCGCGGUCAUUACCCCGCUGUGUAACCCUGUUAGCUCGUCCAGAUUACACACACUGAUCCUCAGAGAAAGUGUGAGAGAGAUGAGGGAACGAUGGGGAGAGAGGGACGGGGGUGGGGGGUGGACAGCGAGCGGGUGAAUGGGAUCAUUAUUUGGGAGAUGGAGGGAGGAAGGAGGGGGUGACCACUGGUACUUGUGUGUGAACGCCGGCCAGUGGCGUUCCCUGUGUAUAUCAAUGUGUUAAUACUGAACUGACUGUGAGGCAGCCAAAGACUGUGGAAAAAAGGGUCGAGGGAGAGAUGGGAAGCAAGAUGACAGUUUAGAAGAACAAUUGAAUUUAAAAAUGUGACUUUGGUUCAGCGAUAAUAUGUGGCUGCAUUGCUUUUCUUUUUUUUCUUUUUUUUUGCAACAAUGGUGACAGAUGUCUGUUAAGUUAAAAUGAGAAACAAGCAAAACUAUAUUCAAAUGGUUGUUUAUUUGUAUGUUAGGGGUUCUAACACUUUGCCCUUUAGUCAGUGGUGAUAGAAAAAAAAAGUUUCUUUUUAUGUUUUAUUUUAAUAAUUAAAAAAAAAAUACAAAGCUUUUUUUUUUUUUUUUUAACAAUUUCUUUGUGAACGAUUGAGAGACCAGCCCAGUAUAGUGCAUGAUUACUUCCCGACCAAGGAAGAGGGCUCCACCACUCUCACUAUUUAAGAGAUGAUAAAAAACAAUAAAAAUAAAGAAAUAAUGGGGCGGGGGGAUAAUAAAAAAAUAAUGAAGUACUGUAAACUGAAAAGAUAACAUCAAAAAAAAAACAACUGUCAUUAUUUGCUGAGUAUGGUAAUUUGUCUCAAUGGGAAUGGUGUAUACAGCAAGGCCUUAUGUGAUCUGUAUCAUAGUUAAUAAAUCAAAUCUUGUAAAA